Magallana angulata is the source of this 1977-nucleotide messenger RNA. RefSeq lists its product as uncharacterized. Bases 70 to 984 code for a protein of 304 amino acids. Gene Ontology annotation, cellular component: extracellular region. NCBI's taxonomy places the organism in Eukaryota, Metazoa, Mollusca, Bivalvia, Ostreida, Ostreidae. The transcript has 3 exons. The record is from RefSeq and is a predicted model, not a curated record. Gene Ontology annotation, molecular function: chitin binding.
UGUAAGAGGAAGUAAAAUACAUUGGGAUUUACCAAUGUACAUGUACCAGCGACCAUUAAAUGGGGAAUCAUGACCUUCUUAUUUUCGUGUUUUGGAAUAGCCUUUCUGUUGGCAAUGCUGUGGAGUAAUAUUUUUUCCCAGUCGUUGUAUGAUGAUGGUAAUCGAAACUACGAAGAGAUUAACAGGGAUAGCAAGCUUGUCGUUAUUCAAUCAUUGUUGCACAAUACAGAGACUACCCUGAAGGAAAAGAUCAACCAUUUACAAGAGAAAACAAACAUGGAAACUUUAAUGACUGAAAUUUUUAAUGAGAUGCUCAGCAUAUACAUGACCAAAAAGGUUCCUAACGAUACAACGAUUGACGAAGUGUGUUCAAGACAUCCAUAUUUGAUUUUAAGAAGUUAUACUGACUGCCAUAGAUACUAUAACUGUUCUGGCGGAGUCGGACGAUCCAUUGAAUGCAGUUAUCCAUUUUUAUUUUCUGAUGAAACUCUCCAGUGUGAAAACUACACGAAAGUUUCCUGUGGGACAAGAUAUGAACCAAAGUGGGCUUGUGAAUAUUCUGGAAUGACAUGCAUGCGUGCGCAUUGUAUCCCAUGCAGUGUGUCAUUCCCACCAUGUCGAGGGCUAAACGAUGGGUUCCAGUCGUGGCCAGGGAGGACUGAUUCUCCCUAUUAUGUUGUUUGCAAAAACGAAAGAACAAUUGACAAAGGUGUUUGUCCUGUGGACGCUAUAUGGAACAGUCAAGGGUUUCCUUACAAAGGACGAUGUGUACACCGCUAUGCCCUUCCUACAGAUUACAACCCAAACGGCGCCCUACCUUCGUGUAAUGGAACAUCUGACGGGAAUUAUCAAUAUCCUGAUCGACCUUGUGAUGCCUAUUACAAGUGUGAAUGUGGUGUAGCUUCUGCGGUGAAAUGUCCAAACAACACUGUUUUUGAUACUGUGAAGAAGACUUGUGAAAUUGGAGGAACAUGUGCUCCUUAAUUAAAGUAUAUCCCCAAUGUUUUCCUAUUGUUAUCUAUUUUACUUUAAGUUAACUUUGUUUAAAAAGGUUACCCAAUUUUUAAAGAAUGUGAAACUUUGCUUAAUGUACCUUUUAGGACGUAAUCCACGAAUAUAUGAAUCAAUAUUUUUCUUUUGAUACCAUAUUCAUCUAAAGGCAUGCAUAUCAGUGAACUUAAAAUCAACCCUCUUGGAAACGUUUACGCUUAGUAGUUUACUAAGAAUAAUUUUUGAAAAUUUGCUUUGGCAUUAAACUUUUUGCACAAUAUGCAUUCCUUUAAGGAUUUAACACGUGCAUAUCACACAUUAUAAUCAAAAUAAUGAAUUCUAUUAUUCGAAGAGUCCAUAUUGUAAAAUAAUUCAAACACGAUAUAUUAUCGUGUUUAUGUACACACAUAUUAAAAGAUAAAUAACAUGUUUAACUAUUUGUCAUUCGGAAUGUUUUUUAGUAUUAUUAAACAGUUUUGAUAGGUUCUGUAGUUUAAGAUUCUUUAGUGAAUGCUUUAUGUUGAGCAUUCAUUUUGUUGUUUGGAGUUGAAUUUGAUCAACUCUCCUAUGCAGUUACUUUUGCAAAACGGAAAUGAAAUAAAUUGAAAUGAAAUAGUGGUUGAACCUAAGCACAAAUCAUCACCAUUGACAAGACUUAAUGCUUGAAAAUAAUCGAGAAAUUCGGUGUAAUGUAUUCCUGAGCAAUGUUUUUCAAGGAUACUUAUUUAUUAAUACAUUGAAAACAGUAAGAUUGUAAAUGUUUAGAACUUAUUCGUAUACAUGUAAUUAUUCAUUAUGGCCAGAGUUAAAUUAGACUGGUUCUCUGUCACAAUUGUAACUACAUGUCAAGUACAGUCAUUUCAUGCAUAUCUUUUACAAUGUUAUGCUAUGCUAUGGUAUGCGGUUUUAAUGAUAUGCUAUGAAACUUCAAAGCUUAAGCAAUGCUAUGAGAUUUGUAUGCUAUGCUAAGAGAAAUUGAAAUGAAAG